Molecule: messenger RNA, 1909 nt
Organism: Cuculus canorus (common cuckoo)
Lineage: Eukaryota; Metazoa; Chordata; Aves; Cuculiformes; Cuculidae
Product: methylcrotonoyl-CoA carboxylase beta chain, mitochondrial
Exons: 11
Coding region: 33-1553 (506 amino acids)
Biological process (GO): L-leucine catabolic process
Cellular component (GO): methylcrotonoyl-CoA carboxylase complex; mitochondrion
Molecular function (GO): methylcrotonoyl-CoA carboxylase activity
Source: RefSeq, a predicted model, not a curated record
GGUGCGGGGGGCUGUCCGUGAGGCGCGGGGCGAUGUGGGGCGCGGUGCCCGCGCGGCGGCCGGGCCGGCUGUGCCGCGCCGCCUUCCCCGUGCUGCAGGGCCGCGUCCCGCCCGAGCACCGGCAGCUGUUCCGGGAGAACCUCAGGAACAGCGAGGCUGCCCUCAAGAGAUAUACAGAAUUGCUAGAGAUGGUCAGUAAAGGAGGGGGAGAAAAAGCCAUCUUGCGUCAUACUCAGAGAAACAAGAAGCUGUUUGUUCGUGAACGCCUGAAGUUGCUACUUGAUGAUGAAUCUUUUCUUGAGCUGUCUCCGCUGGCAGGCCUCGAUAUGCCGUAUGGUGAUGUCCCUGCUGCUGGGUGCUUCACUGGAAUUGGCAAAAUCUGUGGAGUCUGGUGUGUGGUGGUGGCAAAUGAUGCAACUGUGAAAGGAGGAACUCUGUAUCCAAUUGGAGUGAAGAAACAAUUGAGAGCUCAAGAAAUAGCCAUGCAGAACAGACUGUUAACAGUGUACCUUGUUGACAGCGGGGGAGCAUUCCUACCACUACAGUCAGAGCUAUUUCCUGACAAGUCACACGGUGGCAGAGCUUUCUACAAUCAAGCAAUAAUGUCUGCCAUGAGAAUCCCUCAGCUGGCAGUGGUGUGCGGCUCGUGUGUGGCUGGAGGUGCCUACUUACCAACCAUGUCAGAAGAAACUGUGAUUGUAGAUAAAAUCGGUACACUCUUCCUUGCUGGUCCACCUCUGGUGAAAGCUGCUACAGGAGAAUAUGUCUCUGCCGAGGACCUAGGAGGAGCGAAACUUCACUCUGAAGUCAGUGGCUGUAGUGACCAUUUUGCAUCUUCAGAAAAGGAAGCCUUUGAAUAUAUUCGAAAUGCUGUCUCAACAGUAAAUUAUGAUCCGCUGCCAGAGAAGGCCACAGAGCAUGACAGCCCUCUGUAUAGUUCUGAUGAACUCUUGGGAUUGGCACCACAAGAUUAUAGCUGUAGCCUUCCUGUAAAACUGAUUCUGAGCCGUCUGAUGGAUGGAAGCAGAUUCCAGGAAUUCAAGGCUAAUUAUGGAACAACAUUAGUAACAGGAUUUGGCCACAUGGAAGGGCACUUGGUGGGGAUAGUGGCCAACAAUGGGGAGCUGUCUCAUGAUGCUUCUCUCAAGGGCAGCCAUUUCGUACAGCUGUGUAGUCAGCGGAACAUUCCCAUCCUCUUUUUCCAAAAUACUGCUCCGCAUUCAGCAGUGCCAACAAGCAUCUCACAGGCAGAGGCUUAUUCCAACCGGUUAAAAGCCCAGGCCUCCAUGAUGGCUGCUGUUGCUUGUGCUGCUGUUCCCAAAAUCACCAUUGUAAUUGGUGGCUGUUACGGGAGUGAGAGUUACGUUAUGUGUGGCAGAUCAUUCAGUCCAAACUUUUUGUUCCUGUGGCCUAAUGCAAGAGUUGCUCUUGUGGAUUCAAGACAUUUCUCCACAGUCCCACAAGCUGGGGACAAUGACUGUACAGGAGAUGAAUCAGAGCUAAAACGACUGAAAGAAAAAUCAGCACGUCCCAAACAACUAAGGCAAACCUGAAUCUACUGAAAAAUAUUUUAAAUUCCCAUGUAGUUCCAUGUCUGCUCUUGAGAUCUUCCCAAGGAAACACAGAUGUUUGACUUAAAAAACAAAACCAAGAAAACACCAUCCAGCCCUGAAACCAUACAGCCCCAAAUCAAGAUAUUUUGCUGUAUAUUAAACAAUGGUGAUAUGAGUGUGGAGGAUGGUCUGUACUGCAGAGUGAUCAGAUCUGUUAUGUAUUGUUUGCUGGAUCCAAAUUAAUUUUAAUAGUUGCACUGCACAUUCACUUGAGAUUGAAGUAUAUGCCUUUUUCAUCUGUGAUUUUGUUUUACCGGCCUGGUGGUUUUAUUACAUUUUAAUUAAUGCUCUGUCUU